Molecule: messenger RNA, 6234 nt
Organism: Hibiscus syriacus
Lineage: Eukaryota; Viridiplantae; Streptophyta; Magnoliopsida; Malvales; Malvaceae
Product: putative 1-phosphatidylinositol-3-phosphate 5-kinase FAB1C
Exons: 12
Coding region: 755-5941 (1728 amino acids)
Biological process (GO): phosphatidylinositol phosphate biosynthetic process
Cellular component (GO): endosome membrane
Molecular function (GO): 1-phosphatidylinositol-3-phosphate 5-kinase activity; ATP binding
Source: RefSeq, a predicted model, not a curated record
AGGAGAGUAAAAAAGAGACGAUGGAAAUGCGUGCUGAUUCCGGUAGAAAAGGAGCCUUCUCUGCACUCCUUUUUAUUCUUUUGAUCCUCAUUUUGUUUCCUAUAUAAUCUUCUUCUUCUUCCUCCUCUUCUCUGUUACUUUCAAAUCUUCUCCUUUAAUUUGCUUUGCUUACCUUAGUUUACUGCUGAAGUUGUUCUUCUAGUCCUUCAACUUCAGGGUCUCUUUAUAUUCGUUCUGAAAAACUAAAACCCAUGGUGUUUGAGUUGAUCUAUGGAUGCAUAAAUCCGGGAUUGGUUAGGCUUUCAAUAUUUUUAGCUGUUUCUGGGUUUUCUGUUAUUUUUCAUUUCGGACCAAUCGGGUCAAAGUUUCUGCGUGUUUUUUCAAUUAUUGGGUUUAUGUUGUUGAAUUCUGUGUUGCGGAAUUUGUUGUGCUUGUUAUUGAUACUGUUGUAUAAAAUUUGUGGUAAGAUUGAUUAAGUUUCUUCAUUGGAGAAAUAUUUUGUGAUUCCGGGGAGGGCUUUUAAUUUUUUCUUAUUCAGUUUUACUUUUAAUUGACAUCUUUGAGAAAAUAAAGUGAAAAAGAGAGUCAAAAUAAAUCAAUUUUUAGCUCAUCAGAAAACAGUUAACAAAAAAAUCAAUUAAAACUCACCAUUUUUUUGUGGGGUUUCGUAUAUGUUUUGAUACUGAUUUAGAAGAAGAGAAACAAAAAGGAGGGAAGAGGUUGAUAGGAAUUACUGUGGGGGUUUGGGAUUCUUAUGGGAGUCCCUGAUAGUUCACCAUUAGAUCUAAUACAAAAAGGAGCUAGGUAUUGGAUUUCGUUUGAAACAAGAGAUCUUUCUGGUUUUGCCGGUGAAGAAUUUGGGAUGCUAAAAAACGGUGCUUGGCAGAAAAUGUGUUGUUCCGAAUGUCAUGUGAAGUUUGCUGAUGAAUUCUCUCAUAGAUACCCUUGCCAAAGUUGUGGUUGUUUGUUGUGUUCUAAAUGUGUUGAAAGAUAUGAAUCCCAUGCUGUUGAUGAUGCCAAUCAAUCAGAUAAUGUAAAAGGUGAUGAUUUUGCAAGGACGAUAAGUGUUAAAUCUUGCAAGUUGUGCUGUGAUGGGGUUAACUCGAGGCUCGAAAGUGAAGGAAGGAAGUUUUCUGAGAAAAUGCACCCUUCUGAGUUUCCCCGGGAGAGCCCGGAAUUACUAUCCCCUUGUUCUAUGAACAAUGAAUCCAUUAGAAGUGAUCAUCUUGCUCAAUAUCUUGAAGCUCGUGAGUGUGGGUUUCCUCUGCCAGCGGUAACUGGCAAGAGCAUAACCUUAUUUAGUACCCAUCCCCCUUCUGUAUCUACUCAGCAAUCUGCCAGCAGGAGUGAUGCUGAUGAUUCAUGCAAGCAGUUUCUUAGCCCUUCCACUGAAUAUGGUCAGGAUGUUUCGGACAUAGAUUCUAGUAGUAUCAGUGCUAGAAAUGAGUUUUAUAGUUGUAAAUCUGUGGGAUCAAGUCCUUCAGAUAGCCCCUCUAGGAACAGUUUUAUUCCUCAUAGAGAUGGGCAUUUUGUACAGCAGAGGCAAGAAGGGAGCCCAAUGGCUCAAUAUGUUGGACCCUUUGGUCAAGAAAACAUGGCUGUUUUAAGAAAGCUACCAGAGACAGCUAUUGAGAAACCAGAGAAUACCGAUGAUUACUCUGAUGAUUCGUCUAUUAUUCAAAAGCCAUUAGAUUUCGAAAACAAUGGCCUAAUAUGGUAUCCCCCACCUGCUGAGGAUGAGAAUGAUGAGGCAGAGAACAACUUCUUUUCAUAUGAUGAUGAAGAUGAUGAUGUUGGGGAUUCUGGUGCGAUAUUCUUAUCAAGUAGUAGCCUUUCAAAUAUGUUCCCAGCAAAGGAGAAACAAGAGGGAAACAAAGAACCUAUUAGAGCUGUAAUCCAGGGGCAUUUUAGGGCUCUUGUGUCACAACUAUUACUGGGUGAGGGUAUCAAAGUUGAGGACAAUGCUGGGGGAUGGCUUGACAUUGUGACAGCAAUAGCAUGGCAAGCUGCGAAUUUUGUGAAACCAGAUACUAGCAGAGGAGGCAGCAUGGAUCCUGGGGAUUAUGUGAAGGUCAAGUGUAUUGCAUCAGGAAAUCCCAGUGAGAGCACCCUUGUCAAGGGAGUAGUCUGUACAAAAAAUGUAAAGCACAAAAGAAUGACCUCACAAUACAAAAAGCCAAGGUUACUUCUUUUAGGAGGUGCCCUUGAAUUUCUAAAAGUUCCAAAUCAGCUGGCAUCUUUUAGCACAUUGCUUCAACAGGAAAAUGAUCAUCUCAAGAUGAUCAUUAAAAAAAUUGAGUCUCUUCGCCCCAAUGUUUUGCUGGUAGAAAAGAGUGCGUCUUCAUAUGCCCAAGAGUAUCUACUUGCAAAGGAUAUUUCAUUAGUGCUCAAUGUGAAAAGUCCAUUAUUGGAGCGUAUAGCAAGGUGCACUGGAGCUCUUGUUUGUCCAUCUACCGAUAAUUUAUCUACUACACAAUUGGGGCACUGUGAACUGUUCCGGUUGGAAAAAGUAUCCGAAGAACAUGAGAUGGCCAAUCAGUUCAACAAGAAACCAUCAAAAACACUGAUGUUCUUUGAAGGUUGUCCAAGACGUUUGUGUUGCACGGUCCUGCUGAGGGGCAGAUCUCGUGAAGAACUAAAGAAGGUUAAACAUGUUGUCCAGUAUGCUCUUUUUGCUGCCUAUCACCUAUCCCUUGAGACUUCCUUUCUUGCUGAUGAAGGCGCUACUCUGCCUAAGAUGAAAGUAAAACCUUCAGUUUCUGUUUCAAAGAAAAUGGAGGCUGACAGUAGUGUUUCAGUUGCUCCUAAUUCCUAUUCUUCAUCCACUUUUGAUGCAAUUAUCGAUGCUUCUCCACAGAAUGAUAUAUCUCUGAGUCUCAAUCCAGCACAUGGAGGAAUGGAAUCUUUGUCUGAGCAGUGUGAUCAAAGUCAUUUUUUCCCUUCAUCUGGUGGUUCUGUUCUCGAUUCAUACAAUGAUGAUAUAUUCCCUAGUGCAGGUUUGAACAUGUAUUCGCAACAAUUCCAGGAUUCAAUGCUGUUCACUAUGUUACCUUGUGAUAAUAGAGAUUUUUCACAAUCUGAAUUGCAAGAAACCAUGGCUGAAGAGGAGGGUCGUCUUGGUGAGAUUCAAGAAUUGGUAAAAUCUGAAAAGAUUGAUGAUGAUGAAACUUCCAGUGAAUACUUUUCAGCUUCUGACACUCACCAGAGUAUAUUGGUUUCGUUUUCAAGCCGAUCCGUACUGAAAGGAACAGUUUGUGAACGUGCUCGGCCCCUGCGAAUAAAGUUUUAUGGUUCUUUUGAUAAACCGCUGGGAAGAUAUCUUCGUGAUGACCUGUUUGAUCAAGCAUCAUGUUGCCGGUCAUGUAAUGAGCCAACUGAAGCCCAUGUCAUUUGUUAUACCCACCAGCUUGGAAAUUUGAUGAUCAAUGUAAGACGCCUUUCCUCUCUUAAGCUGCCUGGUGAACUGGAUGGGAAGAUAUGGAUGUGGCACCGGUGCCUAAAGUGUGUUCAUAUAAAUGGGAUUCCUCCAGCAACUCGUAGAGUAGUCAUGUCUGAUGCUGCCUGGGGACUUUCUUUUGGAAAGUUUUUGGAGCUUAGCUUUUCAAACCAUGCGACCGCUAAUCGUGUUGCCACAUGUGGUCAUUCAUUGCAGAGGGACUGCCUUCGUUUCUAUGGGUUUGGCAACAUGGUUGCCUUCUUCCGCUAUUCUCCAAUAGAUAUUCUAUCGGUGCAUGUGCCCCCAUCAACACUUGAAUUUAGUGGAAACAUUCAGCAGGAGUGGAUUAGAAAAGAGGCAGCCGAGUUGAUGGUCAAAAUGGAAAUGUUGUAUGAGGAGGUAUCUGAUUUACUCGACAGCAUUGAACAGAAGAUCAAUUCUGCUGGCUGUCUAUCAUCAAAUGCAAGCGAUUUACAGAAUCACAUCAUGGAAUUGAGAGAACAGAUGUGGAAGGAGAUAAAUAAUUACAAUGGUUUGCUGCAACCAGUUGUUAUGGAGACUUCACAACUGGGUGUAGCAGCCUUGGACAUCCUAGAGUUGAAUCGACUAAGGCGUUCACUUCUAAUCAGUUUAUAUGUUUGGGAUCGGCAACUUCAUUCAUUGGACUCUCUUAUUAAGAAAGGUUCUGCUGUCAUAGCUGAAGUGGAUCAUUCAAAUGAUGGGAAACUUGGUGCUAAUGAACAAAAUGCUUACAGAUCCCCAGAUUCACAGGAGUCUCCUACGAAUUCCAUACAGUUGGGGAAGAACCCUAUUCUGUCGAACUUGGAAUCUGUUGUGCCAAAAGAAUCUGACUUGGCAGUGUAUAAUCAGAAGAUAGAGGAGGAUACACAAUUAGAUGGAAGCCUCUCAUCUCCUGCAUCUGCGUUAUCUGCACAAAUAGAUUCUGCUUGGACAGGUACUGAUGUACUUCAGCCUCCAGAAGCAUUUCAAGAAGAUGAGCUCCAACCUUCUUUGAUCAGGCGCACAAGUAAAAUCAAUAAUCUUCAUUUGAGUAGGGUAGCAUCUCCUAGGAGACUUUGUUCUUUUGAUUCUGCAAUGAGAUUCCAGGAAAGAAUUCAGAAAGGAUUGCACCCAUCUUCAACACAAUUAUCGAUGCUUAGAUCUUUCCAUGCUUCUGGAGAUUACACAAGUAUGAUUAGAGAUCCGGUUUCUAAUGUAACAAGGACUUACUCUCAUACAUUGCCUCUGGAGGCACAAAAGAUGAAUUUGUUACUCAGUUCCGCUCCCACUUUAAUCACCUCUGCAUCUCAUGUGGUUGAAGGGGCUCGGCUACUUCUUUCGCAGAAGGGUCACGGUGAUAUUGUUAUCGCUGUUUAUGACAAUGAUCCUGCAAGUAUAAUAUCAUAUGCUCUCUGUUCCAAAGAAUAUGAUGAGUGGGUUACCGAUAAGUCCAAUGAAAUUGGAGGAGCCUGGAGUUUUAGUGACAAGAGCAAAGAAGAUUCUUCUGCUUCCAGCUUUUCACCCUGGCAGUCAUUUGGUUCUCUCGAUCUGGACUAUAUUCGUUAUGGAAAUUUUGGCUCCGAAGAUGCUUCAUCAUCUGUGAGUACUGCAUAUACUGAUACGGAAAGGUCUCGACAUUUAAUGGUUUCUUUUGGAGAUGAUUCUUCUGCUGCUGGCGGCAAAGUGAAGUUCUCGGUGACUUGUUAUUUUGCAAAACAAUUUGAUUCUCUUAGGAGAAAAUGUUGCCCUAGUGAAGUGGAUUUUCUGCGUUCUUUGAGCCGCUCUAAAAAAUGGAGUGCACAAGGGGGAAAGACCAGUGUGUUUUUUGCCAAAACAUUGGAUGAGAGAUUCAUUAUAAAACAAGUCCAAAAGACGGAGUUAGAAUCGUUUAAUGAAUUUGCUCCGGAAUACUUCAGGUAUUUGACAGAGUCUCUCACUUCUGGAAGCCCUACUUGCCUAGCAAAAGUUCUUGGCAUUUAUCAGGUAUCCGUAAAACACCUGAAAGGUGGCAAAGAAACAAAAAUGGAUGUUAUGGUGAUGGAGAACCUGUUUUUCAGAAGAAGUAUCUCAACGGUUUAUGAUCUCAAGGGUUCUAUCAGAUCACGAUAUAACCCGGAUACAACAGGGGAAAACAAAGUACUGCUAGAUAUGAAUCUGUUGGAAACGCUGCGAACAGAGCCCAUUUUUCUCGGAAGCAAGGCGAAGAGAAAUCUCGAGAGAGCUAUUUGGAAUGAUACAUCUUUUCUGGCAUCGGUUGAUGUCAUGGACUAUUCGUUACUUGUUGGGGUGGACGAGGAGCGCAAAGAGCUGGUUUUGGGAAUUAUUGAUUUCAUGCGACAAUAUACGUGGGACAAGCACUUGGAGACAUGGGUCAAGGCAUCCGGGAUACUAGGUGGCCCGAAGAAUGCAUCCCCAACGAUCGUUUCGCCGAAACAAUACAAGAAAAGAUUCCGAAAGGCGAUGACUACUUAUUUUCUCACCAUUCCUGAUCAAUGGAGUUCAUGACAUGGUUUAAUCAUUGGUUCAUUAACAAGGGCAUGAGAAAUUGUAAUGCCUGGCAACAUGAGAAGUGAGCUCUCUCCCUCUCCGGUCGGGUACCAUUGGAUCUUCGUGUUUUUCCGUUGGGCAAAUUGUUUUGCAUUGUGGUUGGAAUUGGCCUGUAACUAAACAAAUGUACACUGUGAAGAGGGAGGGUGAACAUGGUUUUCCUUUUGAGGACUCCUUUUAGUGACCUCUAAAGAAAGGGAAGAAUCCAGGGCUCUUGUGUAAUUGAUAUAUAUAUAUAUAUAUAUAUAUAU